AGCCAAAACAACUCAGUACUAUGAAUCAAAACCCAGUCAUCGUGGCGUAUAAGUCCGUGGAUGACCUCAAAACUGUCAAAGAUUGGUUCUACAAUUUUACCCCUGAAAAGGACAACCGACAGCGAGCUAUUGACAAAGUUAAAGCAUGGUCGUCCCGAGCAAGGCUUCCACAUGGUCUAGAAGCUACCUCGCUAUUGACAUCUAUUCAUCUUAGCGACAAUGGCUCCAGUGACUCUUCUGUUAUCCAGCUAUCGUAUUCAAUGGCGUUGAUUCGAUUUGUCAAUGGAUUAUUGGAUCCAUUUCAACAGUCCAACUAUGCCAUCCCUUUACAUCAUUUGGCAAAACUGGUGAAUUUACCAAGCUUUUUCGUGGAGUUACGACAUAUGGCUACUCACGAGGGGUUACCUAGUUUACCCAUGUUACGAAUUGCAUGUACCCUGGCAUUGAACUGGUUGUAUGACCAUUAUUGGUGUCUUAUUGAAGAAGAUGUUACUGACAAUGGAGAUGAGCUUGAAGAAGAUAUAAUUGCAAAGAAAAGUUUGACUGAUUCGGAAUUACUCUAUGUCAACGAAACAGUGGGUCAAGUGAAAGCAGACUUGGAUAGGUUUCAAGUGGUUAAUAACUUGAAAAUAUACAAGAAACUACGGAAACAAAACUUGGAUGUGGUGAAUAGAUUGGGUGAUAAUAGUAAUGAAACAGCUACAAAAUACAGUAAAUGUGUGUCAAAGUUAAAGAUAUUUGUUAAUACCAAGCGACAGGGUUUGAAUCUAGUGGGAUUGGUGUAUCCUGUAGUGCUAGCAAGGGUUCUCGUACACCAAUACUUUAUCAUAUACAGCCAUGACCGUGUUCAGGAUAAGAAACUCAAGUUCAACCCAUUAAUUAUAAAACUAUACCGUCCGUUGUUUGACGAGUUGGGAUUUUUGUUCAAGGUUAGAUUUAUGAUUGCAAUUAUGGAUAUCCUAGUUGGAGACAGGAAACAACGAAACGUGGAUAGUUUAAUUUUUCAAAAAUUACACUAUGGCGAGAUAACUCAAUGCGAUGAGGUUAUCCAAUUGAUGGAAUGGUUGAAUUAUUUUGUCGAAGAAGCACUAAUUUCUCCACAUACCCAGGAUUACACCAUUGAAGAACUAAAUGUAACCAAUAGAGCUUCCUUGUUGAAGUUGAUAAUAGAAAAACUACAUGUGAUAUAUGAGAACUUACCCUCGGAAAUAGCAUGCUCGUCUAUGAUUAAGGUGGUAUCGGCCAUUAUUAGUGUGCUAACGAAUAAAAAGUACAAGAAUUUCUAUAAAGAUGACAAACGACAACAAUUAGAAACAUGGAAAAAGCAUUUGGUGCAUUUACAAGAUACCAAAACUUCAUACGAGCUACCACCUUCAUUGGAUGAUAUUUUAGGAACAGAUGUUCCUUUAUCUGUAUCGCCUACUCCGGUGCCUUUAUCAGCAAGCUCCUCGGUAUCCACGGUUAAACGUAGCUUAGAAGAUGACAAUGGACCGCCAAAACGGCAAAAGAAAGAAGAGCCAAAGUUAUACUUUUUUGAACUACACGACAACUGGAAACCAACUCCCUUUGGGACUUCUGUAUAGAAGUGUACUAGUAAUGUUACAGUUGUAUAGUAAUGAUAGCAUAGAGAAUGAAAAAUGGUGGGGUGUGUUUAUAUGCAG
Spathaspora passalidarum NRRL Y-27907 is the source of this 1661-nucleotide messenger RNA. RefSeq names its product rRNA-processing protein (gene LAS1). Gene Ontology annotation, molecular function: endonuclease activity. Lineage: Eukaryota; Fungi; Ascomycota; Pichiomycetes; Serinales; Debaryomycetaceae. The record is from RefSeq and is a predicted model, not a curated record. Gene Ontology annotation, biological process: maturation of LSU-rRNA; maturation of 5.8S rRNA. Gene Ontology annotation, cellular component: preribosome, large subunit precursor; Las1 complex. The transcript has a single exon. The annotation marks the transcript as partial.